AUAAAAAAUAUACACUUACUGUACCAGUUUUGCACAGAUCAAUACUGCUAUGGGCGCCUCCAUCCAACGAAACGACACUUACGCUACACCAGGGUUAAGGUUACACACAGGUGUUCAGAACAUGCUAAAUAGCUAAUUAGCACAGGUGGUCUCCUCUUUUUCCGUAAACAAGCGGUGUAAACAUGGAAAUAUGGCCGUGUGGGAACACUAACCAUAUCAAGUCUUACCAUCUCAGUAUGAGCCUCCACACAUUGAACAGCCUGCAUCUGGUGCCCAAGCAGGACUCCGUGGCUAACCAGCUGGUGAGUGGAGCCUUGCAGCUGGCCAGGAACACCGCCCUCUUCCUGGAUGAGAUGCAGCUGGAGCAGGGUCAACUGGACACCUCGGGUGUGUGGAACAUCCCGGCUCUGGGGAACCUGAUCUCCUGGCAGAAGGUUGAUUAUGACUUCAACAAGAUGGAAUUCCCCUGCAAUAUUAACGUGCUCAUCACGUCAGAGGGCAGAUCCCUGCUGCCGGUGAGGACAGACAAAGGCGUCAAAUCAAAUUUUAUUGGCCACAUCCGCAAUACCAUCUGAUAAGUAUGUGUGUGUAGUGAAAUGCUUGUGUUCCUAGCUCCAACAGUGCAGUAGUAUCUAACAAUUCCCAAUACACACAAAUCUAAAAGUAAAGAAUGGAAUUAAGAAAUAUAUAAAUAUUAGAUUGAGCAAUGUCGGAGUGGCAUUGACUAAAAUGUAGUGUAUACUUAUGAGAUGACUAAAGCAGUAUUUAAACAUUAUUAAAGUGACUAGUGCUCCAUUAAAGUGGCCAGUGAUUCCAAGUCUAUGUAUAUAGGGUAGCAGCCUCUAAGGUGCAGGGUUGA
Messenger RNA from Salvelinus fontinalis (brook trout), 859 nucleotides. Its product is annotated as mini-chromosome maintenance complex-binding protein-like. NCBI's taxonomy places the organism in Eukaryota, Metazoa, Chordata, Actinopteri, Salmoniformes, Salmonidae. Gene Ontology annotation, biological process: DNA-templated DNA replication. The transcript has 3 exons. Gene Ontology annotation, molecular function: chromatin binding. The coding region runs from base 183 to 575 and encodes 130 amino acids. The record is from RefSeq and is a predicted model, not a curated record.